AUGGCUGCUAAGAUGUUUAAUCUGGGGGCAAAUACAAGUGACACACAAAAGGUACAAAGUUAUAACUACAAUUUAUAACAAUAUCAUCGUUCCGUUUAUAGUCAAGGCAGUGCAAAAAAACUCUUUGUGUUCAUUUUUCUUGUCCAUGAUCGUCACUUGGGUAUUUAUUGUAUUUUGGUUUGCUGCUCUAAAUAUGAAGUUCUUUUUUCCAAAAAAAUCCCUACUUUACUGCCCCCAGAGUGAGUAAUGAAGGCGUGAAGUAAGAUUUUCAGAGGGAUUGAGUGAACAAAAGGUAAAAUGGUAAAGGUCCUUAUUUUAUAUUGGUAACCUGUCACAGUCAUGAUUUACUGACAAACGUGAGGGUGAUGGCACACUCAUUCUUUUCACCGUACGCGAUAUCUUCAUUCCAUUUGUUUAUUAAUGAGAACAGUUGUUCAAGAAAUGCGAAUGCGUUGUACUGUGUAUUUGUCAUUACGGCCCUCAAGUCAUGAAAUUUGAGCCCGCCUCGAUAAUACAGCCAUUUUUUUUACCCAUAGGUGAUCGUAUUAACGUGGUUCCACUGUACUUGUUUUUCGUCGUUUUCUGGAAAUGAAAUUUAAUCAAAGGGUGCCUCUGGCUAACUCGUGGAUUAAGUAUUUUAAGCCCCAUUCACACCAAAGCUUAAAUUUGUUUAAAAGCUGUUUAGUUAAACACAGUUUGAAUUUUAUUUCCUUCAUAAAAACUGCCAACUAACUUGAAUGGAUUGCAAAUUUAGUGCAAAUUACCAAAUAUGUUGAAUUUUAAUUUGAAUCCUGUGUGAAACCCUGUGUUUCAGUUUUCAAUGUUGGAUUUUCAUUUUUAAAACCUGGUUUAAUUAAACAUGUUUAAUUGGUGUGAAUGGGGCAUUAGACAUCAAAGCUGAUAAUCAGCUUGCAAUAGUCUACCCGUAUUAGGCUGUCAAAACAUGGGUCAUACAAUGCAAAAUCUCUCUCACAAAUUUAGGGCUUAGUUUGCCAGUUUGUGUUGGACGAUAAAAACAUAUGAGAAGGGGCUUGGACUUUUCUGGCUAUUCCAUCAUUCCAGGGAACAUAUGUGACAGUAGGUGCCUAUAUGAGGCUACAGCCUCUUUGAAGAGCACUAUUGUUUACUCACCGCUGUAGUAUUGAGGUUCCUGUCUUAAGACAGUAUAAGUGGCUCAUCCCCGUGCCAGUUCCCUCUCUUAGUCAUUUUUAUUAUAGUUAUGCUUCCAAUAAUUAUUUACAAGUAAAGUUUGACUUACUUCGUGAACAGUUCGAUACUUCUCCAACUCUGUUCCUCCUAGUUCGUCUUCUAUGUGAUGUUUACUUGCAGGUUGACCACAUACAUGUAUAUUCUAUGGUUUCGCAUCAUGAACUUGUCAAUUGUGUAGCCAGUGUUUGGCGUGCUUACAAUACUUGUUUCCUUCAAGAAGUGCUCGUUUAACAGUAUUGCUCAUUAUGGUUUGACAAAUAAAACUCUUUCUAAUCAAUGCUUAAAACAUUGGCAUGAGAUUUCACAUUUUGAGGUCACUUUCCAGUUAGGCUGAAGUUAUUUACCGGCUUGACACACUCUGAGCUUGGGGAGUCGAAGAGCAAUUGCUCAUCUCUUCGUCAUGUUAAGCGCCUGGACGAGUCAAAAAGCUUCAAGAGUUCAUAAAAUUCUGUCUCCAAGUUAGCCAUAAUGCUAAUGUGAAACAUUCAAAGUCCACAUGAAGACAACUUACCAUCCUAUAUAUGAAAGCUACAAAGUCGUAACAUCGAAUGUACGAUCAGCAUUUCUUUAUCGUGGGGACGUCCAGGAACGAUCGAUCUACGACAAUAUUGUCGUUUUGAUAUCGGAAAUUCUUGUGCCGUCCGACUAAUCACGAACGUUGUCCACACCUGAGUGACACAUUUGCAUAUCGCAGUGCCCACAAUGACUCGUUCCUUACGCUACGCGUAAUCCACGAGUUAAAAAAUUUAGUUGAAUUUUGACUUUUGUCACUUUUGGAAAAAGGGUGAAGAUUUUUUUAUUAGGGAAUUUUAGAUAUGGUUGUCAAAAAUGGUUUAUCUUUCGUUUUUGGUCUUAGCUGAUAGAGUCAAUGGAAACUGAAGUCAGGGCUCUAACUUCAAUUAAACACGAGCAUAUUGGAGAGUUCUUUUUUGUGGAGCGUAUUCACAACACCGGUCUUCUGUUUCUGGAGUACAUGGAAGGGGUAAGAAAAAUUUAAGUCAAUCAAAAUAAGUUGGCUUUAAUUUUAUAUAUAAAAUUUCAGAUACAGUGAUUUUACUUAACCCGCGAAAUAGGUAGUAGAAUACUAGCUACGCACUAUUAUCCACUUAUUUUAUUGUCUUCUUUUGUUUAUUUGUAGCUAUUUUGCGCUAGUUGUUAUUAACUGUUUCACGGGUCAAGUAAAAUUGCUCUUAAGUCAGUGAUUUGAUUUAAGAGGGAGUAAUGUAUGAACUUAAAAAUAUGCAAAAAAAUGCAAUUAAAGAUAUGUAAUUAUACAAGAAAAAAUAAACCGUGUAGAAAAUGUAAACUGUAGGCCACUUGCACUAAGAGGUCGCGUGACUAAUGCUUCCUUUAAACAAUGAGUUGGAAUCUUGCUGAUGCCAAAAAUUGAUAGAGCACAUAAAAAUUAUCUCACACCCGAAAUUUGAGAGAAAAUGCAUUUAAGGGAGAUAUUUUAUGGCACUUUGAUUUUUCAACAAAGUAGUAUGAUUUGUAUUGGCCGCCAUGUUGGAGGGCAUACUCUUGCCCUCCAACAUGGCGGCCAAAACUACUUUUUGCUUAUAUCUUGUUAAACGUUUGAUAGUUUCGCUCAGAUGUGCUGUAAACGUUACUACAUCAUCUUUUCAACAUUUUCCUUGAAGUUUAAGUGCAAAAUUUGUGUUCAGAAAGAGGUAAUUCAUAAUUUUAAAAAUCACAUUUUGGUCACGUGACCAGCUACGAACUAACUCAAUUUAAGAAAAUGGUGCGGGUUUGAAAAACCAAAUCACUACUAUUUUGUUUUAGAUCUUACCCAUUAAUCGUUUUUCGCAGGAACAAUCAUAUAAUUUUCAUUUUCAUAAAAAUGAUGUCACGUGACCUCUUAGUGCAAAUGGCCUAUAGUUAACUGCAGGAUUUAUAAAAUUAAAAUAAACCCUCAAUGUCAAUUAACUAUAUACAGUGUAAUAUCGUUCUAAAUAACACUUCACCGUUUAUUUUUCUUAUGUUACUUACAUGUGCUUUAUAUUGGUUUUAUUGUUAUUUUUUGUUUGUUUACUUAUAUUUUAUUACUUUUCGGUAGAUAUGUAUUUAUCAUGUAUUUAACAAUAUUAUUUGCUCGAGCCCGAAUGGGCUCUGAGUCAAUAGCCCAUGAGACCGAAGGCCGAAUGGGCUAUAGACUCAGAGGCCAUGAGGGAGAAGGGAAUAAUUGUUUUUAGUAAAAUCCAGCUAGUUGGUAAAAAAUAUCGAGACAAAACAACAAAACGGCUAGCAAAACGCGAUUCAGCCGCCAUUGUUUUGGUUUUCAAAGCCGACGCUUUUCGCUAUUAGUGGGCUAUAACAUAUAGCUUAGUAGUAGCUCAACCAAUCAGAACGCAGCAUUAAUAAUGGACCACUAGUUGGAUUUUACUAAAUCAUGUAUAGUCUAUAUCAUUAUAUCAUGUAAUUUUCGCUACCCGACUCGAUUUGCCAUGCUAGUGUCGGACGAGGCGUUUAAUACCGACAAACAUUUGUUGUAUUCGUGUUUGUUGUUUUUAAAAUAAGGUGUUUUAAGUGUAAAAAUAUUGUUAUAGUGAGAAUGAUAAAUUGGAUGUUUGAACCAUUUAGGGCCUCUUCAUAUGAGCCCGGUUGACCGGGCUGGCCCGGUUUCCGAGAUCUCGCCUCACCUCUAAAUCCUUUGUAAAAUUUUCGAUCUGUUCAUAUGAGAGGGCGUGCUGGCUCGGUUCCCGAGAUCUCGGUUUUUCCAACCGAGAUCUCGGUAAGCGGGCUGGAAAUUUUGCCAUAUGAACACUUCAUCCCAGUUACCGGGAUGAUCGGCGGCAUGAAUUCUGGCGGUCUGGAUGGCAUCGUCUUGCAUUGCCUGUUGUAUUUCCACAUCGUAAGCAUCCCAUUUAACUGCAGUGAUACAGCUUUAAGAGUUACCGAUGCUAAGAUAGGCCCAAAAGUGAAAAAAAAAUGGGGUUUCGCUGUUUGCUUUGUUUCCUAAAUUUGGCGCCAGACUUCGUACCCAGGAUCUUUGACCUUUUCUCAUCUCGGAAACCGGGCUGAAAUUUCUCAUAUGAACCCAAGGCAAAAUUCAUCCCGGUAACCGAGCCAGCCCGGUCAACCGGGCUCAUAUGAAGAGGCCCUUACAUGGGUAAACCGGUCAUUUCACAGUAUGGACUAAUGGAAAAUAAAACUCAGGACUGGUGAAUUUCGUUCAAGAAUCGCGUUUACCAAAUUCCCAUUUACUGAGAAACGCCUCUAAAAUGCUCAUACUGGUAUCAAAAAUGUGGUAGAAGAAAUGGGGCACGAAUUUCGCAGUGGUACAUUCCUGCCCGCAAACAGGACUAACUUUUCACACAUUCCGUUGCUCCCGGAAAUUUUUUCGUUAAACGACCCAAAAAAUCGUCUUAUUUUUACUUUCUAACCGAAAUUUCCGGAAGCUUUUUGUCAAUAGUGAACUUGUUUUCCGCCAGGGUACUCUAGUAGACUUGCUUAGGAACAAAGGACCUUUGGAAGAACCUUUGGUGGUCAAGUUCACAAGACAACUUCUUUCUGCUGCUGAUUUUCUCCACACGAAUGGAAAAAAGCACAUUGUACACCAAGAUAUUAAAGGUUAGGUUUGAAGAGCUGUUGCUUCUUGUACGCAAGCCUGAGUGGUCGAAGGUUUUCGAAAACAGGUGUUUAUGUAAACGGCGGUUUCGUACAACGCUUUCCAAUGUUUUCGAUAAGAACGCAAGCUUGAACACAGGCAGGCAACAUACUGUACUUUCCCUGAAUGAGUUGCUAGUAUUUCUUAUUAAAUGUUACGACUUGUUAGUGCGGCGCUGUAGUCGAUACCGACGUUUAUUUUCGUACUUGUAAAUAACACAGCAGGGCGAAACUUUCUUCAUUUUCUAGGUUGGUUUAAUUGGCAACAACAACAUUGGAAGAACGUUGAAAACGUUAGUUGUAAACGGGUCUUUGUUCCUUUCAUGAUGCGAAAAUGCUAAUGUGGACACGGAAAUUUUUUAAUGCGUGUUCGUUAACAUGAAAACCGAUGGUUUUCGAAACGCACUAGUCUGACCUCUAGUGUGGACAUUGCUUAAGUGUUAAUUGAAGAUAUUGGUUAUUUCAGGCGCGAAUAUUUUGUUGGAUGGCGCCCAGGAAAACAUAAAACUGUUUGACUUCGGAAUCUGUACAAUAAUGGAGGUAAGAUCGUGUCCUUUAUAUGAGGUUUACAUAUUUUUUGCCCCAUAAAAUGAUAGUAAUUAUACCGGUUUCCUCAAAUAAAUCAGCCCUUUGCCGUAUUGCCAGCCUUGCAUUCAGUCUUGUUGUAAUUCCUACUUCAAGUAACGUGUGGCAUUAGCAUCUCUUCUUUAGAGAUCCUGCAAGAAAGAACCAGUCGGUUUUAUUUACUUGUUGAGUGGACCUCAAGGCGUUCAAGCGUUUUUUUAUAUAUAUAUACCGAUCGCUUACGAGAGGUUCCAACCAUGGUAAUCUGACUGGGAAAAGUUUGCUGUUUUUGAUGGGUGGUCGCUUAUGGGAGGUAUAUAGUCGCACAUGGAGGUUCAACUGUACUCUUUUUUAUUUCUAGCCACUAGCACUUAUAACAUAUUUUUGUCGUUUGUCUGAUGACUACGUGUUGAUUUCUACAGGAACCAAGAACUCCCACCGGUGGCCUGGUGACUAAAAAUAAUGUAGCGUCCUUUUAUUGGACAAGCCCUGAGCUUCUUGCUGGAAGAGAAUUUAGUCGAAACACAGACAUUUGGUAAGCAGAAUUCGACGGCUUUCUUGCUUAUGGUGGAAUUAACUUCAUGUCUUUGCCUUUCACUCUCUUUAAUUUGUUUGAGUUUCAGGUCUGUAAAUUAUAGCAUUGCGUAGGGCUCUAACUGUAGCGAGUAAUAUCAUCUUCUUCAUACAUUGAUGCCUUUGCUAAUUUGUGGAGUUCACGGAUUCCGCGCAUGCGAGUUUACGAGAUGUUAUAUUUCACGAGCCCUUCAGUCAGUUUUGGGGCCUGUUUACAUGGAGGUGGGGGAACCCCAGGUAGUAGGUGGGGGAACCCGCCUGUCCAUAUGAUUUCUCACUUUGAUUUGAUCACGUUUACAUGAUAGGUGGGGUGACCCUCCACAUGUCACCUCACCUACCUGGGGUACCCCACCUCCAUGUAAACAGGUCCUGAGGCUUUGUUGCACACCAGAUAGCUCUUGCGCCGGCACGAAAACCAUACCGGGUAGGGCUUCUGUUCACACCUAAGAACCGUGAUUUUGGCGCGAUUUCUGUAACGGAGAGAAUCUGCGGCGCGUCGAUCUCUAAAACGGAGAUUCACAUAUCGGAUACGUUUUUGCCACUCUUUGUCACAGUGUUUUCAGGUGUUUGGACCGUAAUAGUAGGAGAGAGGACUGGAACCCACUAAUGCGGAAGCAAAUAUUUAGGAGUUUUCAGGGCGGAAAAACGUUCUGCGCAAGCUUUUGCGCACCCUUAUCGCAGGCUCUUAAUCGCAGGCUCAAGGCGGGCUUUUCUGUGUGUUGAUUGUGUUUGUUUGUUGCUGGAGUUCUGAGUGAAAUGCACGAGGUGCGAAUGUUUGCUCCCUGUAAAGCAUUUUUAUUUGACAUGUUUGCUUUUUUUUCGCCGCUUGAAAAUUACUUUGGAUUCAGAACAACCAAUGCUAAAGGAAAAACGGAUCAUUCCGUCAGUCGGAGGUGGAAUGAAAGGUUUUGAACAUUUCUUAAGAGGCGAGUAUUUUUCUGAUUGUGCAUCCGAUUAAUUUAUGAGUUGAAUUAAAACCCACUUGUAUGCUGUUAUUAGUAGCUACGGUUACUUUUUUACAUGCCCAGAUUUAUUACCUUUGCAGAACCAACUUUAUCUUUGUCUUCAGUCAAAGAACCAUAUUACUGUUAUAACGCAUCAGAGUGAACAAACUUGUUCGCUUGUUAAAUUUCUCGGAAAUAGAAAGCCAGCAAGCUUACUCAAGAUAAUUAUUUUUUCUGUUGCUCAAGUAAUAAUAGUCAGAGUUUUUUUCAUUUUUCAUUACAUAGUUUUGUUUUCCAGUACACUGUGAAAGUUUCUGUUAUUUAUAAGAAUAACUUUCUGUAAGCAAAUUGUCCUUUUCACUCGCUGUGAAGUAGAGAAAGACAACUGCCGGCGGUGACUUCAAAACAAUUGACUCUUCUCCCUUAAACAAUUGCUGCAGCUUGAUUUGAUUGAGGCGAGCUAAACAAAUCCUUAUGUGCAAUUUUCUGUAUUUUCAAAUGAUCGGCUGAGUUCAAUUUGAUUAAACGAAGACCCUCGCAUGGACCAGUUAACCUUAUUGAAAAUAGCUAAAUGGUGAAUCAUGGCUUGGCUGCCAAGUUGCAACUGAUCUUUUGCUUUUAAUAUAUUUAGGUAGGUUGUUUUCGCACAGAAAAUUCAUUUCUUCAUUGUCAGCAAGAAGUUUUUAAGAUAAUGUAACUUUAACUUUGUUUGAAGGAAAUCCUACUUACGCGUAGGUUUUUGACAGAUGUUAUGCGUGUUCAACUUGACAACACAAAGCAAAAUUUAUAUAUCUGAGCGAAAUGAGCAAGUUCAAAAAAACUAUCUAGUUGCUUCAGUUGAAACCGAUGUUUGGGAAGAUUUUAUUAGAUAAAGAUUGACCUUUUUUCUGCCCACAUAUCAACGCAAUAAUUUCUACAUUGAGGAUUUUGUUUAUAUUUAAGUGAGUGUCUGGUCGAGCGAGGGUUUUAAAAUAUCAGCUCGAGUGCGACGAAGUUCAGUGACUUCAAACACAUUGUGGGCAAGCGUUAAUUUUUUUGGGCAAAUCACUGUCCAAAGAUAUGUUGUUUUUGUCUCCACAGUGGAGCUCCGGACCUUAUAUAUCCAGGAACUUCCUUAUAUGAAAACAUUUUGUGAAUGCAUCUUGAAAAAAAUCGGACCUACGCAUGCACAUUUCCAGUACAACGCAAGGAAAUUAAUGUUGUUAAAGUCCGUUUUGCCGUGAGGUAUUCUUCGAGAAAAUUAGGUAAUGACAAGGUUAUAACCACAGCUUGCAACAUUUGAAGACAAAUUGCCUGUUCUUUCCAGGUUAUGAGUGGAAACAUUUUAUUUUUAGGCAAAAAAAUAUUUUAAAUCCCGCCUUUUUUUCAAACCCGGCCAGGGGAUCUAGGCAAAAAAGUUCACGCAUGCUCAUUACGUUUUUCCGCCCUGAAAUUUAGGAGUGAGGAGUGGGAUAUAGUGCACCAAACCCUCUCGGCCAACCGCGCCGGCACGAUGUUGAAAGGAUUCAAAGUGUGUGAACGACCUGUUCCAGUUCUGUGCCGUUGCCGUUCAUUCUUUAGUAGAAAGGUUUAGAGGCUUAGAGGCUAGCCUGCAUAGCAGCACCUCUCAAAUAAACGUAAAAAAAUGCAGUUAGUUCAGAACUUUGCCGGCAGGAUAUUUCUUGGUCUCCGAAAGUAUGAUCACAUUUUUGACGGAUUGAAGUCAAUUGGAUGGUUUUCUAUUGCUGUUAAACUACUUUUAAAUGAUUCUGUUAUGGUCCAUAAGUGCCUAAGUGGCCGAUUGCCCGACUCUCUCAGUCAAACAUUUACACGUAGACUAGCUCAUCACGAUAGGAACACAUAACAAAGAAGACCUGAAUCUGCCGAGAUGCAGAUUAAUAACUGGGCAGCGAUCUUUCGCCUUUAGAGAGGCUACUUGUUGGAACAAACUACCCAAAGACAUAAAGGAAGUAGCAGAUUGCCGAAUAUGUUCUUAAAAGGACUUUCAUUAUUUUAAUAGUUAUAAUUAGUUGACUAUUACAAUUAUUUUUUCUUGUUGCGUUCGCAGAACGCCAUCCUAAAUUAGUAGCCAGAAAAAAAUCGAGAUUUUUCGCGACGGACUUCCAAAUAGCCUGGCCUCUUAAAAGAACGUAGCUGUCCUGGGUAAGAACGAUGUAAAACACAUGACUCAUUUUUCGACAAGUGCAAGAUGACUUUUGGUCCACGUGACUUGUAACACACAAUGGAAACUUUCAGAAUGUCUCUUGAUCUGUUUGCCUCUUAAGCUCGAUUCAAAGUUUUCCUGGUGCUAGCGAAGGCGAGAGAAUCAAGUUUUAACGCGAACAUAGGUGGAUUUUGUUCUGUUACUAUUGUUUGUUUGUUUUUUAUGGCGCCUUAAAUUACUUAGAUAUAUUUCGAAUUCAGCAUAUACGAUUAAGCGCGUUAAUUGAGCAAUUUUUUGGUGUACACGGCGUACAAGAGAUGUUCCUUCGACUUUCGACUUUCGUUUAGUUAUUUUAACAAAUUAGGUUUCAUGAAUUGUAGUGUGGAUCUUUCAACUUUGAGUCGCAUAAAAACCGCAUGCAGCGUUCAAGUUAAAUAAUUAUUGCUCGAGGCUUUCCCGGUAGCACUGCACUUUAUUUUUGUUAAGUAAUGAUUUAGAAAGCUAAAAAGGAAGCUUAUAUGAAUCCUUCCGAUUGAUUUCAUUAGAGAGCUUAAGCAAAGUCAAACAAAUUCAAGCAAGUUUUGAAGAAGCAAAACAUUACUCUGUACGUGCACGAUGCACGCUUUUCUGUCGGAUUUUUUUUGUUUUUUUCGUCGCUCACAUGACUAAAAAUCUCAGUCUUAUAUUUUAUUAGUACAAAUGAAAUUAUCCGAUUAUUGCCAAGAAAUCUAAAUCCUGCAGCUGAAGAAACUAAAACUUGGGUCAACUAACAGCUAAUUUCAUUUUGUUGUUAACUGAUGCGCAAUAUAAUUAUGCAGCACAUAUUUUCCUAUAUCAACCUUUUUACAAUAAAAUUGCUUUUUAACAAUAUGUUAAGCAUUGCCAUCAUCAUUGCCUUUUUUUUCUCCCUGGACACUAACUCAUAGAAGUUUGCAAAAAUCUAUGUUCUGCCCGGAAAUAACUCACUUCGCAUAUCGAACGCACACUUUAAUCUAUGAUUACCCCUAGUGUCUAGGUAAUUGGAAAUAGUUAGCUCAUUGUAACUGAAAAGCCCUGUUAAGAAAGUCUCGGUAAAUGUAUGUAAUCAUGUAUUUAUGUAUAGGCUAGCCUAAGCCGCGGCGCGUCGAAAAUAAUGGAACGGCUUACUUCUCCGAAAUUUUGCUACACCUCGAAAUUGAGAUUUCUUACAGUUCCUGUAUUGCUUUUAGGAGUGUUGGAUGUACAGUAGUGGAGAUGCUAACAACAAAGCCACCUUUAUUCUUUGAAAAGCUGUCUGUAGGGCAAUCAAUGUACCGGAUUAUAAACAAUCAAGUUGAACCACCGACUGAUUGUACGUCCCUAGCGUUUAGGUUUUUAAAACGGUGCCUUUGGUAAGUUCUAUUAUCUGGUAAAGAUUUAUUUCUGUAUGAGCUGUGUAGCUUUGAAUGUGUUGAGAUGCAUGUAAUAAAACCGAAACACCCUGGAUCACCAACACAAGUUAUUCUUGUCAAAAUAUUUACUAACUUAAUUCAGUAUUUUACUCAUUGUACUGAUCUUAAAUGGCGAGUUUAUUAAACUGAUAAUUUCCAAUGGAUUUAUAGCGGACUCGCAAGAGCGGUUAAGAACUUGUGAAAUCAAAAAUCCAUAAGCCCAUAAGCGUGUUAGAAUCGGAGACGCAAAGAUCAGAACGUUUGCUUUUUGUUUUUUGUGCGACUCCGCUUAUGACUCCGUCGCGUGCGAUCAAGGGAAAACUAGAUCAUCGGAGUCGAGAGCAGAAGCAGAGGAAUAUAUCAGUUGCAAUGCUCGUUCUCAUCCGUUGUGAUUGGGGGACCAGAAGGGUGGUUCUUCCGUUUCUGCUUGCGACCUCGACAGUCUAGUUUCGUCACGUCGUAAGCGACAGAGUUGUACGAUAAUGGGAACUGGAACUCUGUUUUCACUAGAUUAUAAAGCUCCGCGCUUCUGAUUACGACUCAGACUCUGACUCUGUUGCUGGUGAAAGAAAGCUUCCUGGCCCUAAUAUUUCCCAGCAUCCAACUGUCUAUUUUUACGAUAACAUCAUUUCGUUACAACCACCAGAAUCCUUCAGGAUUUUGUGUUCUAGUGCGAAUGGGGGCUUUUGUUCUUGAAAACUCACUGAAAUGGGCCAUUUACACUAUGGCGUCAUUUUACUACUACUACCAGAAUCCUUCAGGGUGUUUCUUCCUUGUGCAAAUUUGGGCUUUUGUUAUUUAAACCUCGCUGGGAUAGACCUUGUCACGGUUUUCGACGCCAUCUUGACGAGUAGGCAAACCCUUGAGAAAUUACAGUGUUUUCAUGAGAAUCUAAUGUCGAAUAAUUUCCGUAGAACGGCUGUUUUGAAAAACAUAUGAAUUGUAAACUAAUGUUUCACUCCUAAGGAUUCUACUGAGAAAAAUUGAGGGUGUUACAUAUACGCUAGAAGACCUAGAACCACUUUUUAAAAUUUUCUAUACAUUUGUCUGUAAGAAAGUCCCAGGAAAAAAUGUAUGGAAAAUCUAAAGCAAGCCUCUGGAGAAAUUUAAGCACAGGUACGCGCCCCAAUUUUUUUAGUACAAUCCUUUGUUUUGUAGCUUUAGUUUACAACUCAUAUUUUUUUCAAAACAGCCGUUCUAUGGAAAUUAUUCGACGUCAGAUUCUGAUACACACACUGUAAUUUCUCACGCGUUUGCCUACUCGUCAAGAUGGCGUCGAAAACCGUGACAAGGUCUAUUAUCGCCAAUUUUUAAAAAAAAGAUUUUGAAAAGUUCUUUUCAUUAAUGAAAUUGCUUAAGAAAUGGAGAACAAUUUAAAGAAUUAAAGAAUAUCCAUCUUGAUUUUAUGAAAUGCAAUAUCCAAAUCUUUUCUGUUUUUUUUUUAUUAAUGUAUGUAAAAAAUUUGUUUCACUUUUAACCAGUCUCCAGGUGGAUAUGUUUUUAAAUGGGUGAGUGUGUUCCAGCGUGUGUGUAUGAAUUAUAAACAAAUUUAAGCGGACAUAGCUUUAGUAAAUGUCUAAGUGAAAAUCCUCACGGCGCGCUAUUUUCAUCUUUUGAAAUCCAGCCCAAAGGAAAUUCGAGCAUCAGCUGCCGAACUGUUGUUAGAUCCUUUUUUGAACCAUGAACAACUGGAGGAAGUCCAUCCACAAAGAGGUAUGGCUGUAGUUAACAUGUAGUGCUAAAAUACUUUUUCUUUUACUUGUUUAAGUGAAUUUGAAUUAAAUACUCUUAUGAAUUCUAGGAAACCUGAAAUUGAACUAUCACAGCAAAAAAUCCACUUAUCUAUUUUAACUUUGGGGGCCCUCCAUGCAUUAACGGAAUUAUCUUAGAUAUUCAAUUACUAAAAUGUUCACGCUGUUAUCAACAUUAGUAGUAUACUAUAUUGGAAAUUAAGCCCCGGUGGUGUCGAGUUAGUGUUGAGUUGUCGAGUUAGAUCGAGGUAGGUUAGGGUAAAUCAUUGAUAAAUAAGGGUCGAGUCUAUGACGUCACCCAUUGUUAUAACCUAGGGAAAAAGUGCGUUCCUCCAUACUAAUUAAGUGCCUAGUCAGUGUCUAGCUAGCUAGGUAAAAAUGCGUUCCUCCAUACUAAUAACUGUCUUCCUCCAUAUAUAAUUAAGUGGAUAGUCGUUUCUUUUCGUAUGGAAGAACACGAUAGGAACAAUAGGCUUGCCUAGACCUACCGGGUAAGUAACUUGAGCCCGGUUUUCGGACCGUCUAUUUAAAAAGUAAGAAUAAGAGGAGCGAUCACCUAGCAACACGAGAAACGGCUUAUGUCUUCUAUUAAGCGCUAAAAAAUAGGAUAUAUAAACAAAAUACAUACACAAAGUGGUGAUGAAAAGUCUUUAUUCCAAUUUAGCUUAAGUCUUCUUAUUUAGCGCUAAAACUCAGAUAUAAUAACAAAUCACACACACAUACAAAAAGUGGAGCCGAAAACUUUCUAUUUCAAGUGUUUUUGCCUAUUACAAAACCUUUUUCUCCUUUCUAUCUCAAGGAAACGACUAACUAUUGAAGUCUCUGCGUUUCACGCACCGUUAGUCAGUUAAUUAUGCGAGUUAACAAGCCCACCUUUGUAUACAGAUUAGUCAGUUCAGCUCCGUAGUAUUAUUCUAAAAACACACACAAAAGAAAACUACUAAUACCUUAAAGGUCAAAUGAACCAAAAUUUCCUCCUUUUUUAUUUUAGUUCAAUUCUAGUGAAAUGUGUUUAAUAUGAACCAAAUAAACAUACUAUGAAGUUUCAGCUCAAUUGAAGCAAGUAUCUCCGAGAUAUUCGCAAUUGAAAAUUGCGGUUUUUUUUUUCGGAAAAAACAGCUUGUGACGUCAAUGUUGGUCAGGUGAAAAAAAGGCGGGAAAUUCAAAACAGAGUUUUUCGAGUCGACUUGGCGCAGAAGUGGUUUGUGCGGCCAUAAACCAGGAAAGAACAGGAAAUUUGUCUUCAAAAGUUGCAAGCUGUGGUUAUAACCGUCUUAUUAUUUAAUUUUCUCGAAGAAUACAUCAUAGUAAAACGGACUUAAACGACAUUUACUAAUUUCCUUGAGUUCUACUGGAGAUGUGCGUGCGUAAGUCCGAUUUUUUUCAAGAUGCAUUCACAAAAUGUGUUCAUUUAAGGAAGUUCUUGGAUAUAUAGGGUCCGGAGCUCCACCGUGGACUCGAAAACAAAAUAUCUUUGCAUAGGCCUACUCUGGGACCUAAAGUCGCCCAAAGUCGCCUUAAGUCGCCUAAAAUGGUCUUAAGUCGCCUAAAAUCGCCUUAAGUCGCCUUAAAACGCCUUAAGUCGCCUAAAAUCGCCUGAAGUCGCCUUAGGUCGUCUUUAGUUGCCUUAAGUCACUUUACAUCAUUCAAAUCUUAACGAGGUUCAAAUUGUCUUGUAGUUACUACUUUUUUAGUUUUCUAUUUCCAGAAUGCAUGAUUUCUCAUAAAGUGUGUAAUAACCCAUGUUCAAUAAUAUUAGCCACAGACCCACCCCACCCCCCACAAAAUACCUCCCAUAGUGACUUAAGACCCAUUAAUUUCUUCUCCAGCCCUCUAAUUUAUACAUUUAAUUACUUUACGCAAUUUAAUACACGUAAUAAUUAGUCGUAAGCAAUACAAGAAUAAUCAUUCCUGUAUUGUUUAUGCAAAAAUGACAACAUAUAGUACACAACUUUAUCCAGUCACUUGUACAGGUAUUUUAUUGAUUUCAUCCGGGAGGUUUGUCUCAUAUUUCUGAGUAAAAGUGUUGUUUAAAAAGGCAUUCAAAGGUUCAAGUUCUCGCUAAAUUAUAUCCUAAAAUCCUAAACGCUUUCUUAAAAACGUUUCCCAGCAAAAUGAAGCCUACUAAAUGCCCAGCAAAAGAAAAAAAAAUAAGGCAAGAAAAGUGAAAAAAGAGGGGGAAGGGAGAAAGCGAAAAGUAAAACUUCAAGACGGCUGUGUCACUUUUAAACCCUUUCUGCGCAUGCCCGAACUUCGUAAGCUAAUGUUUUGCAUCUGGAUCAGAAGGCCGCGAAGUGUACGACCUGUAAACGGCUUUGUGGUACGUUUUAGCUCUUAAUAGCACGACAGUGACCAGAAAACUGCUCGACUAGCUUCAAAACGCGUUUUUCGGCAAAAUUGCCAGGGGCGAAUGGGUUAGGCUGCAGGUGUAUCGAUUUUGUGAAGUUAUCGAAUUCCUUUAGUAAGUUUCAUUUUUCAUGGAACUUUAUACAACUACUGCAGGAAUCUGAGGUCCCUUCGCAAAAAAGAUGUAAAGACUCAUUUAGAUGUGGCAGAUGUUGCAACCGUUCGAUAGGAUGUCUCAUCCGUUAACAACGUAUAGGCCUUCAGUUUGUAUCUUAUUACUUUUACUUUAAGGUACGAACUGUGGGAUUAUGUUAUCUUUUUUCACAAUAUUACAUAACAUGUUUUCGUAACUUGAUAUCAAUUUACUUUCACCUCGUAUAUAUGUAGCCCUUCCAAUGUUAAUAAUUUUAUCCAGAUUUGAUUUAUUAUUUUUGUACUGUACAAUGAACAGGUCCAUAGGGUGAAAUGUUUUUACGUCUAAUAAAAAGCGAAACAGUUGAAAAGUUGGGGACCUCUGUUUAAUCCAAUUUAUAUUUCUAUACAAAUAGCUAAUCAGAGUGUUAAAAUAGCAGAUGUCUGCAAUUGAUAUAUUAUUUUACGCCAUCAGUUCCGUUAGAUAUUCAAGCCCGAGGUCCCCUGGCCACGGAAGUCUACAAUAGAGAACUCAAAGAAGGAUACGGUUACGCCAGAAGAGUGCCAAUCAUGAUAAUUGGGCAAGCUCGGACAGGGAAGACAAGUCUGAAGAAGUCUUUAAAGGGGGAAUUGUUCGAUCCAGAUGAAGGAAGCACAAAAGGUAUAGAGACAGAUCCUUCCUAUUUUAAAGUCACAACAGACAUCUGGAGGACAGGCAGAAAUAGCGAAGAUACUAAAAGAGAGCCAGAAUUUUUGUUAGACCGCCAGCUAGCCCAGAAUAUAUUCAAAGGCUUAAAGGAGAAAGAACGUUUAGGGGAUCCUAGUACGAGCGGAACCAAGCCAUCAGUUAACGAUUCCAAAGAAGUCGAGCCAUCAGAAGCGAAUUCAACGCCCACUAAACGUUCAGACGAAUCUAGCAGUAACAGGUUCGAACCAUCACCUCAAGAUUCUAAAGUAGUCGAAUUUUCUGUAGAACCAGAGGAACUCAAAACCAGUUCAUCAGUUACAGAGCAGAGUGAGAAAGAUCCAUCAGCUCAAGACUUCAAAGAUCAUCAAAAAGUACCAGAAAACGUAGCAGUUUGGGUUGAAAAGCUGCUUAAAGAGAGCAAAGAGUUUAUGGAGGGAGACGACAUGUAUUCUGUCAUUUGGGAUUUUGGAGGACAGUCUGUUUUCUACGACACCCAUCCAAUUUUCUUGACAGAAAAGGCCAUCUACAUUUUGACUUGUGAUCUAAGUUGUGAUCCGGAAAGCAAAGCCGACACUCCUGUGAAAGAAGGCAGGUACUGCGAGGAAAUACGCGACGAAUUCUGCGAAAAAACAAACUUCGACUACCUUGAUUUUUGGAUGUCAUCAAUUUAUUCUUUGGUUAGCAAUAAUCCUAACCGUCAGGAAACUUCGUCGUCUGGAACGUUACCUGCAGUUUUCUUGGCUUGUACGCAUGCUGACAAGCCUUACACUAAAAAAGGUAAUCCCUCCCAAAAAAUCUUUGGAGCCUUGAAGAAAAUUUAUGGUUCUCUUCUCAAAGACGUUUUUGUUGUGGACAACACGAAGUCAGGAAGCAAUGAUGAGUGCGAAGACAUAAAAAGACUGAGAGAAGCAGUGCUUUCUGUUGCCGCGAAGCUUCCACAAAUGGAAGAGGAAAUUCCUUUAAAGUGGUUAAGGUAUGAAAAGGUUCUGUAUCUGAUGAGGAAAGAGGGCCGUGAGAAAAUAUCCAUCGAGGACGCACGAAAGAUAGCUUCAAAAAAAUGCGGAAUUGACGGCGAUGAAAACUUUCGAACGGUACUUAACUUCUUGCACGAUCAGAAAGUUUUGAUUAAUUUUGAUGAUUCACCGGGAUUGGAAAGCAUGGUCAUUUUGAACCCUCAGUGGCUCGUAGACGUGUUUAAGGAAGUAAUCACGUUCCGAGGUUUCAAUCACAACGAUGAAAACGUUGAGGGACUGUGGUGUGAAUUUGAGGAAAGUGGAAUUUUAAAAAGAGAGCUUUUAGAUCUUGUAUGGAAACGCUUCAUUGAUGAUCAAAACACCUGCGAGAGCCUCAUUGAAAUGAUGGAGAAAUUUAGUCUGAUUUGUCAAUGGCCAUCAGAAGGGACCACGGAGCGGUAUCUUGUACCAUCCAUGCUGAAGUCCAAACCAACAAGUAAAUUUCCCAGUCCCGGUGUUCAAUUUCCUUCUCUUUUUGUGAAGUUUAGAUCACGCAGAGUGCCCCAAGGCAGAGAGCCCCCAGGCAGAGUACCCCCAGGCCUGUUUUCGAGACUUAUUCUUCUUUUUCAUCAUUGGGUCCAAGAUCAGGUGAAGAUAAAGCACAAGAAGAGGAAUCAACCGAAGCCAUGCAGUAACUAUGCUAUGUUUCGCAUUGUUCCUGAGGAUGAUAUUUCUGCGGCCUUAUUGUGUUAUUCUUCGUUUAUCGAGAUCGUUUUUGUCCUCGAAGGUGAAUUUCUUGAUGAAAGGCGUCUGAAUAUCAGCCGUGGUAUUCAUCAACAGCUGGGACUGAUUCUUGAUGGCAUGCGCAAUGAGUUUUCCUGGUUAAAGCACAUGGAUUACGAAUUGUGUGUCGCUUGUUCUGUGUGCUGUGGGGAGAAGGGCUCGUCCAGCUGUGGUCCUCACGAAAAGCGUGGCUGCGAUUGUUUGCAUCUCUUUUCAGAAGAGGAGUUAAAGGAUCCUGUUUGCGAGAGGGAAAAUGCUAGAGCAAGUUGCAGGGUUGCCAAAGAGAAGUUUCAUCUUUGGUUUUCUAGUCAGGUUUGUUACUUAUAUUAUACAUGUACGAUUAUACACGAUUCGAACUGUCAAAAACCAUUACACUUCUUUACAGUGCAACUGCACAAACCUAGGCCACCCAUACUGCAAAAGGGAGAACCCUGGGAAUGAGAGUGGCUAUUAUAGUGCAACAGCCUAUAAAUUAAUCAAAGCGGAAAAUACCAUAAUAAUCUUAAAACUGCCGUCUAGGAGGUGCUUCAUGUCAUGUAAACCUGACUUUGCGUUAUCUUUUCAUGAAAGUGCGGGGUAUGCAAAUUUAUGUAAAGCUUAAUUUGCACGUGCAAAUCGAGCAAAAUUUCUGAGUCCUGUUAAAAGGACGGCCAGUAAAUCUCUUUUUAAGUACAAACUAUCUAAACAAAUUACCUGUUUUGCCUUCAAAAUAAUGUUAUCGUAACUAAGCAAAAGUUACGCAGUUUGCACACAUGCAACUCAGAAACUCAAGCGCCAUUUUGAAACAAGAAUUUUCUCUCUACCCCAGAUAGUAUUUCAUCGUCCAGUCGAAAAAAUUUAGUAGAGGACCUACCCCAGCUGCGCAAUUUAUUGACACACAUUUCCACGUGACAACCCGCAACCAGGGUUCUUUCUCCAAGCAGGAGAGAGAACCCUGGGAACGAGGAUCGAAAGUUCCUACUCGCUAGAACUCAUUUCCCUGUUAACGUGUACCACAUUUUAAGGGGUAUGUUUCGAUAAGUAUCCUCUUAAAUAGGUUCCUUCACGGUAUCGUCUAAAGGUCAUUUUUUGAGCAAUCUCACCUAGUAAUUCUUCUAUCGUUCCCCUUUCUUGCAGGAGAAAGAGUUGGAAGAAUAUUUGCGUUCUUGUGGAGGUAUUUAUCUACAAUCUCAGACAAAAGUAGUUGGGAACGUCGUACAACUUAACAGUGGUUCAUUUUAAUCCUCAAAACAGAGAGUUUUCACUUUUGCUAAAUAUCCCUCGAUCCCCCUAUUCAAUGUUGGGAUAUAACAGAACAAUUACGCGCACAAUCAUUAAAGUUUUGCUCAACAUUGGGCCAGGGGGCGGGGGAAGGAAGGAAAAAAAGAGGUAAAAAGUAGAAGCCUUCCCAACACUUUUGACGAUGAUUGUCUGAGAAUGGGAAAUCAACUUUAAACGCUUAUAAAACUUGUCGCUUUUGUAAUUUUAUAGCUUUUAUUAAUUUUUUCACGCUUAAAUAGUGAAUACAAAACAAAAACACGGGACACCCCUUCAGCUACGAGUUUACAAAUGGCAAAAAUUUCUUCCAUUUCUUAAAAUGUGUGGUUAGUUUGUUCCGCCUGUUCUUGGCUUUAAAGACUUGUAUAGAAGGAUAUGUAUUAUUCAAUUUACACUUCUAGAUAAACAAUUUAGCUGCUAAAAUGAGAUGAUUGAGAAAGAAAAAUCAUCUCCAAUGUUAUGAACUCCAAACAAGAUAUCCGUUAUCGUAAAAGAAUGUAGUUUAAUCUUACAAUCACGAAGCCAAGAGCAAAACGAUUUCCAAAAAGAAUCCGUCACAUUACUAUGAAACAUUAAAUGUUCAAUAGAUUCCUCUUUUCUUUUGCAAAAUGUACAUAACCUAAACAGUUUUUCAUUUGUAAACACAUAUUAUUCAAUAGUUUGUAUUGAAAUUCUCGUAUCUUAGUCUCAAUUGUAACCUCUAAAAGGCAAGGAGUAAAUUUCCUUCCAGUCACUUUGAAGUUGAGGAUAUUUCUCCUGAAAUUUCUUUUGGGCAGUUGGAGGUACUUGCUUUUUAUUUUUAAAAGCAUGGUAAAGUAAUUUGGAUGUUACGUUUAACAAAUUACUUCUGAGUUGUCUAUCAUCAGAUAAACUCUUUCCUACUGUGUUCCGACCCGUGACUAAAGAACACAUCCCCCCUCCACUGUGACUUCCAAUGAUUCUCAACUCCUGGAGUACUAUAGGUCUCUUGCAAAAAGAUAAUAUCUGAUUUCUUUUUCGUUAGCCAAUUAAAAAUUGCCUUUCGUUUUUCAAAGGAACGAAUGCCCCGAACAUGUAAAGAUAGAAUUUUAAAAUCUAUAUUACUCUUCAUGAACAAUACGACAGAGUGAAUAACAGCAGAUUGAAAAAGCGGAACAAUAAACAUACAUGUAUAACUGAACAUUUGCAUACAAGCUGAAGCCGUUGGAGUCCCACAUUCCCUCACCUUGGUACCACACGCAGCUGAUAUAAAAAAUUCUACAAACGCAAACAAAGAAAAAACAAUAGAACUACGAGACACAUUAAGAUGAAUAAAAAAGUAGCCAGCAAAAGCUGUUGAAAAAGCUACUAAUAUUCGUCAUAACACGUAAUAGCAAUAAGUGCAUAAAACAAACACAAAAGAUAGUCCAGUUCUUGACAAAAACAAUAUUCUACAGCUUUGAUAUUAAUUAGAAAACUUUUAAAGAUUGGUACAAGAAAUAUGUGGUGUAAAUAAUUUUGCAAAUGUUUUAAAACUUGAUCACCGUCAAUAAAUAAUUUAUCUGGUUCUGCCAUAGCCCGAAUUGCAUCCGAUUACUUCGAGUCCUUUUUACUCCCUCAGUAACGUCUGAAUAGACCGGUCGUUAAUGCCGUCCAGUGCAGUGACGUCACUACUCCUUUGCUUAAAUUCAUGCAAAAAGUAAAACACGAUUUUCAACUGGCAAACAAAAAAAUAUCGUCUGGAAAUGUCUACAUGGUACAGAAUUGCUUUACUCUUUUUGAUUGUAAUUCAUGUUUAACGUGCAUGCGGUACUCUAAACGAAUCUGUUGUAAUUCAAUGAUCAUGAUCAAACUCGAUCGCAAUCACGUAAUGAAAUACGCUUAAAUACACGCACGGAACACUUCAAAAUUAUCAAAAACACAACAACUGUCUUUAAUCGAAAAGAAGCUAUUUGGUCCUUAACAAAGAAGAAAGAAAACAAGAAAGGAUCGGAAAGCUAACAGAAUCAUUUCACUUGACGGUGGAAGUAACAAGAAGGUCGAAUUAUAACUUAAACCCAGAAAACUCCGCACAAACAAAGUCAUUGCCGAAACCACAAAGCAGCUCUAAAUGAAAAACCUACGGACUCUCCGCAAUGAUUCUUCGUUCGCAGUUUAAUGUAACAAUUCAUAGUUUCGAAGACAAUGGCAAUUUUGCUGUUUACGAUAAAGAUUGUCGAAAUUUUUUAACUCCACGUAAGCAUGCCAGACAUGCUAUCCGCUGAAUAUCAACGACAGUCAAGCUAAAAUUUCUCAUAAUUAUACAUAAUUAUGCGAAUGUUUGGACAAUCAACUAAAAAAAAUCACUACCCGGUUUUCGGGUAGUGACGUCAGUGGAUUUAGACGUUGCUGAGAGGAGAAAACGACUCGAAGUAAUCGUCCGAAAUUCAGGCUAGUUCUACCAUACUAAAAUAGGCGGUCUUUCCGUCCUUUUUGCUGCAUCUUCUUCUUUCUUCGCGUUCUAAAAUUUCACUUGGAAGGUCCGGCGAAAUUCCAAAGUUUUCUCCUUGAACUUUCUAGCAUUGGACAUAACCUCUUCACGUUGAGGAUAUUUCAAAAAAAAGUGCGAUUAUUUGUCGAGGUUUCCAUUGGUAGAAACAAGCUUUCUAACACGAUGGACCCUUUGAAAUUUGAUUUGGUUUGCAUCUUCCAUACGAAGCUCUGUUUCAAGGAAUCCAACCAAAACCUCCCUCGUGUCCUCCCCUGCACUAUUUUCUUCUUUAAUUCCGAAAACAACGAAGAUUUUUCCGCCGCUGGUAUGCCUCAGUGUAUAGUUUCUCGUCCCUCAGCUGAUUAAUUUCGCUUUUCAGCUUGUCAAAUUUCUCCUUAAAAGACUCGCGUUCCGUGUUCGCAAAAUCCAAUCCGUCUUCAAGCUCUUUGAUCUUUUCUUCUGUCACUUUUCAAGGACUCGAAACAAUCCACCUUUGCUUGCAAAUCACUCCCUUUUUCGUCAACCGCUUUUACAUACUGUUCCAAAUUUUCAAGUUUUUCCAACACUUGUUCUAGUUUCGGGAUAACCUCUCCCGCCAUAUUCAGUGUAGUUAACACUUCGUCUGAUUCACACAGUUCAGAAUCUGAGAGCGAAGCGUCGUGUCUUAACAAUUUUUUGCCAUCUAGAGAAAGACUAUCAUCAGUAUAGAAGAAGUUGAAGAGCUUUUCCUGGAUUUUCGUUCGACAGUUCCGGCCACACAAUGUUGCCAAAAUCACACACGUGUACUCCGACAUCUUGCCUCACACAGUCUCCCAACUUGUCUUAUUCAACAUUUGGCUUAGAUAUCUAGCCCUGGAACUUCACUAAUAAUGUACUUUCCAAACUAUAUAUAAAAUUUAAUGAAGGUUACAUUUUGGUAAAAUCAUAAAUAUGAGAACUUUGCAUCUGACGUGCGUGUGAAUGUCAGAAGCAAACAUUUAAGGCGUUUAAUUUUCCUCAUGAAGCAAGACGAAGUAUCCUUGUGUGGAUUAUGUAGAAAGAAUGGCCACAAGUGGUCUGUUUCACUAGAUUUAGAGCCAAGUCGUAGGGGCAUUUAAGUAAAAAUGCUUUUGCGAUCGCUGUCGUUGUAUUCAUGUAUCUUUUUCAUCAGCGGCAUUAACCCUGUUUAACUUUUCCUGUUUCCCAUGAGAGAAAUAUUUUGAAAGAUGUUACAAAUAGGAACGACAUAAAAGCCGCCAAAAUGAAGAUUUGGUUCAUUCCGGCAGUGUUAAACUUUCCGAGAAAAACGCGAUGUUUAUAGUUGCAUAUCGUAUUAUGCUUGUUUUUGAGCGUGUACUUGUGGGAAGGGAGGAUUGCGAGAUGCGUGCCGAAUUGAAACCUUCUAGACUGUAUUUUCUUAAGGUCCGAACGUAAUACAGAACCUCUAUAAACGUUAUUCAAUGUUCAUAUAGGAAUUGCUCUCCUAGCGUCGCCUGUCAAUCAUUCAGUUAAUUUGAAAACAGUAAACAACGUGGGUUUUCACAUUACUCCAUCACAUUACUCCGUAAGAGGAGUAAUGGAGUAGUGUCAUAUUUUACCUAGAAUUAAGCGAAAACGCCCAUUAAAAUUCGUUUGGUUAAAUCCUCGCAAAACCCUCAAACAAGUCAAUGAGGCUAUUUUGUCGUUAGCGCUACCGUAAAGGAAUUAUUUCCGGCUACGAAAAUGGAGUAAUGUGGAGUGUGAUGUUUGCAUGUCAUGCUCUUUUUAAAUAGAUUAACGACGACAAUAGACGUGCUAUUCUAAAUCAAGAGCGUACUUGGUUCUCGUUCUGAAACCAGUUUUAAAAAGCAGUGCCACAAGGGGUUACUGAAGUUGUUGUUAUUCAGCCGGAGAAAGUGGCCUCUAGAAGUGGGGCAAAUCUCCACUUAUUAAUUCAUCAUUCCGUUGCUCGCGUGGCAAAAGCAGACUGUCAGCUGCAAUGUCGCGUUCCGAAUGAUUUUUGGGAUCUGGUGAACGCACUAUGUCUUGCUCUAACAUUUGAAGCAUAUCAGCCUAUGUUAUAGUCAAUAACUUCCACCGAAAAUAAUCUUACAUUUGUAUUUUGGCCCUUUUCUGUUUCCUGCACAGAGCUAUAGUUCUACUUACGGGAUUGGAAAACGUGCCAAAUAUAACGAGGUUUGUGCGCCAAAAACUCUUAGCAAGGUGCGACAAAUAUUUUUUUUCAAGACAGUACCGUUUACGAGUGUUUUCUGAAGACGUUCCUACCGACAGAAAGUCGUCGACUUUUGAUCAUUCACGGCCACACCCAGAAUUUUCAGACAGUCCCAGACAAAAGUAGUUGGGAAGAUUGUACAACUUAACAGUGGUCCAUUUUAAUCCUCAAAAAAAGAAAGUUUUCACUUUUGCUAAAUAUUCCCCGUCCCCCUAUUCAAUGUUGGGAUAUAUAACAGAACAAUUACGCACACAAACAUUAAAGUUUUGCUCAAUAAUGGGCCUGGGGGUAGGAAGGAAAAAAAAGAAGUAAAAAGUAGCAGCCUUCCCAACACUUUUGACGAUGAUUGUAGGUUCUUUUUAAAAUGACGUUUAACAUCGCAGCCAGCAUGUUUAAUCGCUAGUAACUGUCUCCUAUUCUCGUGCCUGGUUAUAAUUAUUUGUAUACUCGCUGAUUAUAUUUAAUUUUCAAAACGUUGUACCCAAUAAGAUUACAGAUUCUACGAUGCGUGACAAGAUUAUCGGUGAUGUUCACAUAGAUUUCAUCAGGAAGUAUAACAAGACAAAGCUGAGAACUAACUCACUAAAUGACGUUCCUGUUAAAGUGUGAACAAGAAAAAACAUCUGCAAAAUAUACGUACAGGAUGUGACCAUAAUCCUACGUUACAAAAUCAGCUAGGGCUUUCCACAAGUUGCUCGAGAUUUUCCAAAAAUAGUUUCCCAUAAUUUCUCAAAAAGUUGCUCAAAAAACAAUCAAAAAUUGCUUUUUGUAAAACUAAAAGCUGCUACGAUAUCUCUGAAUUAGGAGAUAACUAGAGAAAUUGCUCAGAUUGCAAAAAGUUGCUCGAAAUACGAGAAGUUGCCAAAAAGUCGCCUUGCAAUUUGUGGAAAGCCCUAGGUGCUCCUGCAAAAUUUGCAAUGUUUAAUUUUGGGGCUCACGGAUUUUUACCAUAUCUGUCAGACCACUUUGCUUAAGGUUGAUUUCCACUGACGGGUUUUGGCUACGCACGUUAAUGCACAUAAAUUUUAAUCACGUAAAUAAAAUAGAGGCAGGAUAAAAAGUGCUGAGAUUAAACGAGAAGUUGAGCGAGGUUCAACUUUUACGCUUACGAGCAACCUUUCAUGCAUUGCCUCUAUUUUAUUUGCGAACGUAAAUUUUGCGCAGGUACGCACGUAAAAAUUACGCGACACUGGAAAUAGUUUAGUUUAGCAGAAGAUUCGAAAUCAGCUGUCGAUAGAAAGAAACUCGCAUAUAUCCUAACUAACGAUAUGAGUAAAGCCUUUGAUUCUCUUUGCCAUUCUCUUAUUGUAAAGAAGCUGAAGGCUUAUGGCUUUGAACAUAACUCCCUCAACCUUCUGAGAUCAUACUUCGACAAGAGGCUCAACAGGGUUAAAAUAGGCGAUGUCACUACACACUAGUGACUGGAAGAAAAGGGUAUUAGGCUAUCCACAGGGCUCAUCUUUUGGUCCGCUCCUGUGGAAUUUAUUUCAGAAUGAUAUGUUUUCAAGAGAAAUAUUAGGAAAGUCGACUUUUCCGGACUCGCGGACUGAUACGUAUAUAUCCCCGGUAUAGUCGUAAUGCGACUGUAGAAAAUAAUGGUGUAUGCCAUAGGUUUUCAUAAUUUUAGUGUUAGGAAGAUUUCAAGAAUGUAUAGACUUUAAUUAUUAUUAUUAUUAUUAUUAUUAUUAUUAUUAUUAUUAUUAGGGAUACUUAUUAUGUAUGGAGAUAGCCUGUGUCCCCAUUAGCUUUUAAGCUAAUGGGGAACACAAUAAUGGAUAACGUUAAAGCAUUUACUUAAUAUGUUCAUUUCCUCCGAGAAAGUGAAGAAUAUAAAAAAGGUUAAGCAUAAUAAGACACCGCUGAGAGAGGCAAAGUUCCUUUACAUCUGUUUUGCAAUGAAAAGGAACGACUGAAAUAAAACGAGAGACUGCCUAAAUGAAGAUUUGUUUAGGUCUAAUACCACAGGUUUAUUUGGUUGGCAAGUUGUUCAAGAGAAAUUAUUACUAUUGCUGUAAAAGAACAAGCCAGGAAACAUAAAAAAAUAGUCCUAUGAGGGGACAUGAGCUUACUGGCAAUGAAUAGUCUGUACAAAAACCUUGUGCUUGCAAAACAAAAUCGUUCUUCAAGGCAGUGGCCGCCGAAUUUCUCCUACAGAUGAACUACUCGUCUAGGUAUAAAUCCGAAGACGAAUUUUGACGAAUAAUUUGUCUAGAUAUUUUACGCGAGGUACAGAAAAGUCCCAGUAAAAAAUAUAUUGAAUGCUUAUACCCAAAGGACACUGAAUUCUCAAUCAAAAAACUUAAAGACAAGUUCAGGAUUAGCGAAAGAAAUGAUCUCGUCGAAAAGUUGGAUUCUCGUACAUCUGGUGAGUUUUUUAAUACCUCAUGAUUAAGAGGUACGGGUUGCAAAGGUUUGACCAAAUGAAAUUACUUUGUGUGUAGUCAGUACAAGAGAUGAAACUAAUAACUGAUAUUUGUUUGACUUUUAACACAAACCUGCAAUGAGCAUCGAGGUGGGGGUGGGGGGGGAGGGAGGAUAUUUUUUAGCUUGAAAAUUUAAUUUUUUUAGGUAAAUAUUUCCAACGGCAAAACAAUAUUAAAACUCUGCAUACAUCGCAGCUUCUUAAAUUAGUUUUUGUUCAUUGUUCUUUAUAAGGGGGGAAAUAUUUUGCAUACUAGCACUCCGAUUUUGAUCAAGAUUGACGGCACAGGAUGUGAAUAUUUUUCCCUCUGUGAAUCGUUUGAUUCUUACAAGUGCGUGGGAACUUAAAAUACGUUUUUUCAUGCUCAGUGAUUUAAAAUGUAUACCUGAGAGAACGAAAAACAGUUUGGAACGUGCUGUGUUUUUGUUUCACUGUGUUCAGUCCGCUGCAAAAGGAUUUCAGAAGGAGAAAGUUAGGAUGCAAAAGUGAGAGUUUUUCAUGUGAUUUCCAAACACCAUUGAACAUUUAUACCACUUAUUUUUUCUUUAUGAAGAAUUAAUGACUUUGAGAAGUCAUUUUCAGAUGUUUUCUAAUUGAGGACGGUGCCCAAUAAUGGGAAGUCUUUUUUUCCCAGAUAAUGACUGUGGGGGAUACGUGGAUUGUAGUUAGGGCUAUUGAAAUCCAACAAAAAAUUGGGGGUAACCAGGCUAUUUUCGAGAUAAUUGCACUUCCAUAUUGAGGAAAAGUGCUGAUUAGGCAAUAUUCAUAAAAUUGAGAAGUGUCAAAGGUUUUUAUGAAACUAGCCGUUACAACAGCUAAAUCGACAAUAAAUACAAAAUCCUUUUUUAGAAAAUACCUGUGGAUCGAAAAUAACGUUCUUGAAGAUUUAGAGUCAAAAUCACCUUAAAAGAGAAAUAAUCAAAACCGACAGCUCUCCAUUGCUUUCCCAAAGAAGGAUCUAGAUAAUUUUUUCACCCGGAACAAAAUAAAUCAUGUGUUCUAUAGGAACUCCGCUUUCAAAGUAGGGGUAACCAGGCGUUUUUUAAAGUCAUUCGAGGUAUUUCCAACUUCAGUUGAAUCGUUUUUGGGGGUGGAUACAAUUUUCCUAUCCCCCCCUAGUAAGUUUUUGGUUGUCGUCAUGAGCAUGCUGGGAUAUAAAAUGGCGGCCAAAGAAAACGUCUCAAAGAAACGCCUGUGAAUGACAGUGCAUAGAGGAUAUCUUUUCGAAGAAAAUGCCCUCAGAUGAUCAAAAUAAUAUCAAGAAAAUACAGUGGAAACCAUAUUUUAUAAUUCUAAGUGUCGUAGGGUUUCUUCUUUAAGUUUCUCUUUAUAUUUAAUGGGAAGAAGUCGAUGACAAGUAUCGUGAUCGAACACGUGGCCCGACAUAGCACUGCCGAUAUGAAACAAGUACAGUACAGUAUCUUUAUUAAAUGUCCACUAUGUGACUCCUCUGAUUUAAUUUACAAAUUUGGAAAAGGAAAAAGAAAGAGACUAAUUUACAAAUCUUAAAUUGUUAAUGAUAAAUGGAAAAAAGUAUAAUACAAAAUAGCUACGAUAAUUUAUCGUAUAUACUAUAUACAUAUACUGAUUAUUGACUGAUAAAUACCCCAAUGACAUAUAAAAACUGUUGUAGUCAUGCAGUCAGUCACCAAGUUCUCGGUGCGACAUAGCGUUUUACUAUUUCUUGUGCUUGCGCUUAGCGAGUUCCAAGUGUUGAUAGAUCGAUAGUGAAAGGAACGUCGUGCAGUGGCUAUCCUUCACAUAGGAACGUCUAAGUUUUCCCUGAAUCGGGUAUUAUAACUAUAGAUCACUGUUCUAACUGGCUGGUUGGCACAUUUAGCCUCGAUCUCAUUUGAUAAUUUUUCUCGACCGGGAACUGGUAUCUACUUUGUGCCUCGCUCCUUGACUACAGAUGAAACAUUGGCGAGUUUUUGUUCACUAAGGGUUGGUUUAUUAUUUUUUACUCUCAGUUAUUGAUGUUCCAUUUAUUUCAGUUCCCUUCAUAGAAAAUGCUCUUCUAAGAUAAUCAGAUAUCCUGGUAUUAUGUCAACAACGUGUUCGACACGCUGUAUUUUAGAUAAGCCAAAUCAGCUUAUGACUGAGGGUUAAUAUUAACCUGUACAAUGCCAAUCUGUUUUGUAUUAUUUUGUGUUUUUAAUUUAUCUUGCGAGCAGAUCAGGUUUCUUGUCAUUCAUUUUCUGCACUGCGUUUUGAUUGUAGUUUGUGAAUCAAAAAUCAAAAGAAUGUGGAAAGAUUUAUUCCCCCCCCCCCACCCUUUGCCUUAUCACCCCUCCCUGUCGAACGCACUCCCCUGAUUUGCAUUUAUUUAUUUAUCUAUUUAUUUAUUUAUUUUUUUACGUACAACACUUUUACAAAUCUAAAACAAAAACAGUGGCGAGAGUUUACGUGUGCCUUGCCUAAAUCUUACGACGUUAAUUCUUUCAAUCCACCCCAAGUGCUGCGCUGCACGUAAUGUUUGACAAUGGUCUUAGCGGAAGUUGCGACUGUUUAACACCCCUCUCGACGUUGUUGUAAGAUCCUGGGAAGAGUUUAAACCCGUUUGAAUUUCGUCAUAACCGGAGAUCAGGCGGAAUUUUGGCAGCUCUUUUGUGGAGUGAGGCAUCUUUCUUAACUAUUGUUCAACUCGUCCAUGCGCAAUGAACCUAAUAAACAUGUCUUUUCGAUAAACUCGAUUAUUUAUUCGAAAGGGUUUUGAGAAAAUUUUGACUGUUUAGUAUCAACAUGGUCAUAAAUCAUUCUAACAAUACUCAUUGUUUUUGUUUUUUUUUUUUUUACAGACACUGCAUCGAAAAGAUCUCUCACUGUUCCACCAGAAGUCAUCGGUAAUCAGCUUAAGAAUCAGGAUCUUCCCAAAAGUGUGACACAUUUUGAUGAUUGCCAACUGCCAGUCGACAUUUUGUUGCUGACGGUCGAGGAUUGUGAAUUUCUAAGCUGUCUGUCAUAUCUGAAUCCUGGUUUCUUUAAGACUUUUCACGACAAUCUUGGCUUUGUGUACCUCGGAGAUAUGGGAAAAGAUGAAAGGAAGUUGAACAUUGCUGUAAUGAGCUGCCACAGGGGUGCCGUCACUCCAGGAGGAUCCGUGGUUGUUGUAUUAAAAGCUGUCAACGUCUUAAGGCCCAAAGCAGUGUUCUGUGUAGGUUCCUGUAGGAGCUUAGGCUACGACAAAGUUAAACUUGGAGACGUAGUAAUGUUUGAGAAGUUAAUCACACCUGGCCCGUGCAGAAUCACGGAGGGUGGCAUUGAAGAACGCGGUGUGAAAGUCCCACUUAAGUCCCGUCUUUUGAAGGUGAUACCAAGGGCUGGUGAUGGCUGGAAACCGCCUUUAAAAGAUCCAAAAGCACCCGAGGUCAAGAUACACCGUGGCACGAUUCUGAGUGGGCCCGUAGAAGUAAUUGAUAGCCCCAAGCAUUGUAAGGCACUCAUCGAUCGAUUCCCAGAAGCAGUUGCUAUGGACGAAGAGGGUGAAGGUGAGUUUUUGGCAAUAGUGAACUUUAAUGACCUUGGCCAUAAGACCACAGUGGGCAGGAUGACUCCAAGUCAGUGAAUUGAAAUAAAUGCCCAAAUCCUUUAAAUUCCUUGUUAGCAGAAUACCUUUAAGUGAAUUAUUCUAUGAAUAGAUUAAUGAAAUGGAAACUACAGGAUCGUUCAGACUGGAUCACUAUUUAUUUUUUUAUUAUAUGCUCAGUUCAUCGGCCUGUGCUUAUCGAUGCCUUGCCCUUGCAAUCAAGCCAGUUAAAUUACGAAUUGUCAAAGUUUGUUUUAACUAUCUCUCACAAUCCUUUCCAGCUGCCUUUUCUUGGCUUUUCGUGCAUACAGUGUUUCAGUCAUAAUUACUUCACUUCUUCAUGUAUGACUGAUCUUUACUCUAGGCGUGUUUGCUGCGGCUCACGACCUCGACAUUGAGUGGAUCGUCAUUAAAGGGAUUUCGGAUUACGCAGGUGGCAGCAAAUCCAAGGAGUCGUCUUGGAGGCCAUUUGCGAGUUUAAUGGCAGCUUCUGUUACGGCUCAUAUUCUCAGCGAUGCCAUCAUUUUUCAAGACUGGCCUCACUUUGAGUGCACAAGUAAGUAUACUAACAGUUAGAAAGCGUCCAUUACUUACCAAUGCCUGGUUCUUCUUUUACUCUUUUUUACUCUAUCCACUGAAAAUCCUAAUUUUUGCAGUUGUCGAUGAAAAAUUGAACAAUCCGCUUGCAAAUCAGUACACUUGUGAAUCAAGGUAUCUGUCUGUGGUACAUUAAGUUAAUGUUGUGGUUCCUACACUGUAUUGCCAAUGGUAUUCAAUAGUUUUAACUAAGUGGUCAGAGUUACACUUCCUGAAAUUUUUCAGCCGGUUUGUGAUACCCGGCUUGAAAUUUCAGCCCGGACUAAACUAUACUCUUUUACACAGGCGCCUUCGAUUAAAACUACUGUAGCUAAAAUACUGACAACUCCGAUUCACUAAAACUCUCUUUAUGCAAUCGUGUUAAUCGCAAUCGUCUUUUUGAAAGGCUUUGUCCCAGAAGCCGAGCUAAAAUGUAAGCCAGGCUAACCAGGAUGCAAUUUUUAAUGUAAUCGGCGCCUUAAGGGUGUAAGUGAUUUGACACAAACGUUGAUAUUUCCUUUACGAUAUGUAGGUGUUGGGAAAUGUAGAAACUGCGAAUCACGCAUGAAGACGGAUGCCCAGAUACCUUGG
Messenger RNA from Porites lobata, 30092 nucleotides. NCBI's taxonomy places the organism in Eukaryota, Metazoa, Cnidaria, Anthozoa, Scleractinia, Poritidae. The record is from the annotation of a GenBank genome assembly.